Molecule: messenger RNA, 915 nt
Organism: Anolis sagrei ordinatus
Lineage: Eukaryota; Metazoa; Chordata; Lepidosauria; Squamata; Anolidae
Gene: PDX1
Product: pancreatic and duodenal homeobox 1
Biological process (GO): type B pancreatic cell differentiation; regulation of transcription by RNA polymerase II
Cellular component (GO): nucleus
Molecular function (GO): RNA polymerase II cis-regulatory region sequence-specific DNA binding; DNA-binding transcription factor activity, RNA polymerase II-specific
Source: RefSeq, a predicted model, not a curated record
AUGAACGCCGAGGAGGAGCAGUAUUUCUCGGCCAGCCAGCUCUACAAGGAGCCCUGCGCCUUCCAGAGGUCCCAGGACUACAGCCCCAGCCCCCCCGCCUGCCUCUACAUGGGCAGGCAGCCCCCGCCGCCCUAUGCCAACCUCCUGGGGUCUUUGGAGCAAGGCAGCCCGCCGGACAUUUCCCCUUACGAGGUGCCCCCCAUCGCCGAAGAGCCGGGCCUCGCCCACCUCCACCACCACCCUCACCACCUGCCCCCUCCUCCUCCGCACCAGGAAGCCUUGCCCGCCUUUGGAGAGGGGCCCGACGCCGGGAUCUUGGAGGAGCCCCGCGGCCCCUUGCCCUUCCCCUGGAUGAAGUCCACUAAGGCCCACGCCUGGAAGGGACACUGGCCUGGCACUGGAGGGGCCUUCCUGGCGGAGCCGGAGGAGAACAAGCGGACGCGGACGGCGUACACGCGGGCGCAGCUCCUGGAGCUGGAGAAGGAGUUCCUCUUCAACAAGUACAUCUCCCGGCCGCGCCGCGUGGAGCUGGCCCUCCUCCUGAACUUGACCGAGCGGCACAUCAAGAUCUGGUUCCAGAACCGGAGGAUGAAGUGGAAGAAGGAGGAGGACAAGAAGCGGGGCGCCGGCGGGGGGCUGCGGGGGGCUGCGGGGGGAGCCCCAGAAGCGGCGCCCGAGCAGGACUGCGCCGUCUCCUCCGGGGACCCCCUCCCGCCCCACAAAGAGGAGGAGGAGGAGGAAGGCCAGGCCAAGGGCGAGGAAAGAGGGCCCCCUUCCCUCUCCCCCAGGGCUCAGAAGCACCCGCAGGAAGCGCGGUGAAAACAGAGCCAAUGGGACUCCGGGCAGGGAUUCAAGGAGACUUUGGGGAGGGACACGCUGCUCAAGGGAAGAGAAGGGCUGGGGGCAACAAGGGGU